Molecule: messenger RNA, 4327 nt
Organism: Meriones unguiculatus (Mongolian gerbil)
Lineage: Eukaryota; Metazoa; Chordata; Mammalia; Rodentia; Muridae
Gene: Tab2
Product: TGF-beta activated kinase 1 (MAP3K7) binding protein 2
Exons: 8
Coding region: 433-2508 (691 amino acids)
Biological process (GO): positive regulation of protein kinase activity
Molecular function (GO): ubiquitin binding; K63-linked polyubiquitin modification-dependent protein binding
Source: RefSeq, a predicted model, not a curated record
CCCCUGCCGGGUGGACUCGGCGCUGGCGGCGGCCGUGGUGGCGGAGGCGGCGACGACGGGGGAGACGGCUGCCCCGGUGGGAGAGGCGGCGGCGGCGGACGAGGAGGAGGGGGAGGCCGCGGCGGCGGCGAAGGCCUUCCUCGGAACGGGGAGCACGCCCCGCGGUGACGAGGUGGCCCCUUUAGAGCUCCCCCCCCCCGGGCUCUUCUCCUCUGGACGUGAGGUUGUGGCUGAGAGCGGGAGGCGUUGCGAGGGUCUCUGGGCCUUGCUGACAGGUGACAGGUGGAUCUGUCUGUGCUGUGGGACUGUGCCCGCAGAGUCGUAGACCAGCAGUUUCAGGGAGCAUAAAAUGCUUGGCCAGAAGAGAUGAAUACUAAUUCCACUCAGGCCUAGAAUUGCCUACUGAGAUAGUCCUGAGCAGGCGACCUACGAAUGGCCCAAGGAAGCCACCAAAUUGAUUUUCAGGUUUUACAUGACCUGCGACAGAAAUUCCCCGAAGUGCCUGAAGUUGUUGUGUCCAGGUGUAUGUUACAGAACAAUAACAACCUGGAUGCCUGCUGUGCUGUUCUCUCUCAGGAGAGUACACGGUAUCUUUAUGGUGAAGGAGACCUGAACUUUUCAGAUGAGUCUGGAAUUUCUGGUCUACGCAAUCACAUGACUUCUCUCAACUUGGACUUGCAGUCACAGAAUGUUUACCACCACGGAAGAGAAGGAAGCAGAGUAAAUGGAAGUCGGACUCUGACACACAGCGUCAGUGAUGGACAGCUUCAAGGUGGGCAGUCCAACAAUGAACUGUUCCAGCAGGAGCCACAGACAGCACCAGCUCAAGUUCCUCACGGCUUCAGUGUGUUUGGAAUGCCCAGCACAUCUGGUGCUUCAAAUUCAACACCACAUCUUGGAUUUCACCUAGGCAGCAAAGGGCCACCUAACCUCUCUCAGCAAACUCCCAGAUUUAACCCUAUUAUGGUGACGUUAGCCCCAAACAUACAGACUGGUCGGAGCACUCCUACGUCUCUGCACAUACAUGGUGUACCUCCGCCCGCACUUAACAGCCCACAGGGAAAUUCUAUCUAUAUCAGGCCUUAUAUUACAACUCCUAGUGGUACAGCUCGGCAGACACAACAGCAUUCUGGCUGGGUAUCUCAGUUUAAUCCCAUGAACCCUCAGCAAGCCUAUCAACCUUCGCAGCCUGGUCCUUGGACUACCUACCCUGCGUCCAGUCCUUUGCCACAUACCUCAGCCCAACAGCCCACUCAGCAGGGCCACCAGACCUCUCAUGUCUACAUGCCCAUCAGCUCGCCGACUACCCCACAGCCACCAGCAGUCCACUCAUCGGGUAGCGCUCAGUCUUCUGCCCAGUAUAACAUUCAGAACAUUUCAACAGGACCUCGAAAAAACCAGAUAGAAAUCAAACUUGAACCCCCACAGAGAAACAGUUCUUCAAAAUUACGUGCUUCUGGACCUCGAACUGCCAGCACGUCUUCAGUGGUCAACAGCCAGACCUUAAAUAGAAAUCAGCCCACUGUUUACAUAGCUGCCAGUCCUCCAAGUACUGAUGAGAUGGUCUCCCGUAGUCAACCUAAGGUCUAUAUUUCAGCCAAUGCCACCACAGGAGAUGAGCAGGGCAUGCGGAAUCAACCUACACUCUUCAUAUCCACAAACUCUGGGCCAUCUGCCACCUCCAGGAACAUGUCUGGGCAAGUGAGCAUGGGUCCUGCCUUUAUCCAUCACCACCCUCCCAAAAGCCGAGUGUUGGGGGGGAACUCUGCAGCGUCUCCUCGAGUGGUGGUCACUCAGCCCAACACGAAAUAUACUUUCAAAAUUACAGUUUCUCCCAAUAAGCCCCCGGCAGUCUCCCCAGGGGUAGUCUCCCCUACCUUUGAGCUUACGAACCUUCUGAAUCACCCUGACCAUUAUGUAGAGACAGAGAAUAUGCAGCACCUCACGGACCCUGCUUUAGCACAUGUGGAUAGGAUAAGUGAAGCUCGGAAACUGAGUAUGGGAUCUGAUGAUGCUGCCUACACACAAGCUCUGCUGGUGCACCAGAAGGCCAGGAUGGAACGGCUUCAAAGAGAGCUCGAGAUGCAGAAGAAAAAGCUGGAUAAACUCAAAUCUGAGGUCAAUGAGAUGGAAAAUAAUCUAACUCGAAGGCGCCUGAAGAGAUCAAAUUCCAUAUCCCAAAUACCUUCACUCGAAGAAAUGCAGCAGCUGAGAAGUUGUAAUAGGCAACUCCAGAUUGACAUUGACUGCUUAACCAAAGAGAUUGAUCUUUUUCAAGCCCGAGGACCACAUUUUAACCCCAGCGCUAUUCAUAACUUUUAUGACAAUAUUGGAUUUGUAGGUCCUGUGCCACCAAAACCCAAAGAUCAGAAGCCCACCACCAAAGCACCAAAGACUCACGACACAGAGGAUGAGGAGGGGGCUCAGUGGAAUUGCACUGCCUGUACUUUUUUGAAUCACCCGGCCUUGAUCCGCUGUGAACAGUGUGAGAUGCCUCGGCAUUUCUGAGCCAAAGGCCCGUCUCCUCUAAAGCCACAUCCAGAGUUCAGACAAGUCGCCUGUCGUCGGGGAAGUGUUUCACUGCCACAUAGGAGAGUCCAGCUGAAGGUGAUGAGACGGUAGUGCGCUGCGCUCAGCGUCAGCCCUCGGCUAACGCUACCUCAGUCUAGAGUUGUGGACAGUGGAGACUCAGCGCACGAAGGCUCUGAGAGCCUGGACUGCCUAGCCGUGUGCGUGUAUCGUGCCCCACGUGGACCAUUCUCGCUCUGUCAGUGCCUAGGUGUUCCCAGCGCCUGUCCCCUCACGUCACUACUGAUUUUGACAGGAGGGGUAGGAUGACAGCUUUGUGUGUUUUUGAAGCUUUUGGUGAAACACUACACACACGAAGAGAAGGAACAAGGUUUAGCUACUUAAAACUCUGCUGCCGCAUAGUGCCAGUGGAUGCGGGAAACUUCACAAUCUGUGGUACUUUUGACCUUGUCUUCUGUCUUCUCUGAAGACGUCUCUGUGAAGCCAGCAUCUAGGGUCUGAUGGUAAAAAGGAAAGCAGUAUGCGCUGUCUGUACAAUCCGCAGUGAGCUCCCCAAAGCCUUUCCUCCUGUACAGAUCUCUCAUGUCUGCUUUAAGUGACUUCUUCAUUAUUUUCUUAUAGUUCUGUAUGUAUAGUGUAAUAGACUUUUGUUAACUAAUGUUCUUUUCCCUUUUAGUAAGCACGGUCAUGUUUCCUUUUAAGCCUUACCUGAGAAAAGCAAUGCCAUAGAUUUAAAAAAAAAAAAAAAAGCAUUAAUGAAAUGAAACUGUGCACAAAAUAACUUCCCUCUCCUCCUCCUGCUCUUUGUCCCCUCGGGUGCCAGUCCUCUGAGAAGACUUGCAGGUGCUGCUCGUGAGUUGCAGGAAGCCCUGCAGGCAUGUCGGGAGGUCACGCUCUACACUGACUUCACAGUGGGUGACCAAACGUGGCCUUUGUCUUCUAGAGCAGCUUAAGCACAAGUGCCGAAACCCACUGACAUCUUCCCCUCCCGUGCGGUGUCGCUCAGCACUUCAUGGAGGCUCCCAUUGGGAAAGUAGUUUCAGAAGCAGCCACAGCAGCAGGUCCAGCAGCCUUUUCCUCUUGGGAAGAAGUGCAGUUGCUGUACUGUCGGGACAGUCCAUUUCUAAACCUGACUGGGUGACAGGACCGUGUGUUUAUGAAACAUAGUCAUCUUUAGGACAACUGAAGAAAAGCUGGAAAAAGAAAGAAAAACAAGCAGACUUGAACACUGAAGCAACCUCAGACAUCUCUUUAUUUUGAUGAUAUAUUUUUGUAAGGAAAAUAAAUAUUCAUAAGAUCAGGAAUGUAUAUAACUAAAUAAAAUCAAGAAAAAAUAACAGUAUGCAUUUAAAAAGAAUUAUGAAAUUAUCAGUGCUUGGAAUGGGGCUAAGGGAAGUGCUGAAAUAUAGCAAAAAACAGGACAUAAUGUAGAUUGUCCCGCUGUAAAUGUCCACAUGUGGCUAUGUCUUAGAUAAACGGGAUUGUUACAGAUGAGUGACCAGAAGGUCAGAGCCUUGGCUUCCAGGCUCUGUGUCCUGAGUGUGGAAGAGAUGUGGCGAUCAUAGGUCACUUGACAGCAGACCCCAAAACUCGUACAUUUGAUGCAUUUGUUUAGAAGCAGGCCUUGUUUUUCAGCUUCCUCUGCAGUUCUAUGUGAAGAUUGGUAAAUCAGUUUUUACUUGUUUUAUUAAUAAAACGUAAUUUGGAUAUCUUGAGUUGAUGGUUUUGUGAUUUAGCUGGGUAAACUAUCUUUGUAACAGAUAAGUUAUUUAUAAAAAUUAAAAAACUUAUAUUCUAA